AUGGCAGAAAAGUAUGGAGGAGAUAUGUUCGCCCUGUGCCCAUUGGCCCUGUGUUUCCAUGUAGAACCCAGGGAGCUGGAGCUGGAAGCCAGCAAAGUGGUCCCCCUGCCCAGUUAUUCAGGGGUCCCAAGAAGUCCUAGAGAGAAGAGAUCUGUAGGUUCUCAAGGUCAGUUUGGAUUGGCAGCAGGUGCAGGGGUGGAUUUCUUCCGGUCUGUGGAUUUCUUCCACUCCUGCUGCUACAGAGCAGUGGGGAGACAGGAGUCUGAGUUCUGGCAUGGGAAUGAGAAUUUACACGAGCUUCCUCGGGAGGGUAUCUGGGAAGGUCCUGUAGAGUCGGAAGACUUCAGCAGUAGCUGCGUCUUUGUUUAUUAUGCUACCUUCUGCCUCCUCGGGGAGGAGGAGCGCUGGAAGAGUGCACUGGGAAAAUUCUCAGAGGGCACUGCAGAUCUCAAGGGGCAUUACGCUGCAUCUGAGGCCACUGCCCACAUGUAUGGCAUUGACUGGACCUCAGAAAAAGGCGUGGGUCACUCCUCCUGGCCCUCUAAGGUUUAUAGCAACUAG
Mus caroli (Ryukyu mouse) is the source of this 561-nucleotide messenger RNA. RefSeq names its product ficolin 3 (gene Fcn3). Lineage: Eukaryota; Metazoa; Chordata; Mammalia; Rodentia; Muridae. The record is from RefSeq and is a predicted model, not a curated record.